AAUUAGUGCGUUUGUGGCGCACGUGACGUCCACCGAGGAGAGGAUCGGACCGAACUGGUUUAAUAUAAGAGUUGUUUCCCGGCGGACAUGUCCCUGCCGCACACACGGAGCUCCGACGCGAGCAGCCGGAGGAGGAGGCCGGCGGAACACGCACAAGAUCAUGCAGGUUAUGAUUGCGAACAGAUCCACGAUGGAGGUCAACCACUUCUUUCAGCAGACACUUGCACUUCACCUACAAAUCACUCCAAUUGUCCUGCACUGUGCACAACAAAGUGCAUAUCUGCACAUGCAUGUUCAAGCCAUAAGUCAUGUGAUGACAGCUGGGAGGAGAUUCAAAGCAAGAGAACUAUCAGAGCAGAGAACGAAGUGGAAGCCAACAAACUGGUCAAUAACUACAGGUUUGGUUUUCGAAAAUGGAAGAGCCACGUGACAGAGCGUCCCUUUGAAGACAGGUCCGAGGUCGUGAAAGAGCUCUACUCUGAACUGAACGUCAUCAAACCACAUUCAGGUCAUCUUAUCACAUGUGGAAAUGUCGUAUAUGUGUUUCUCUUCGGCUGGUGGGUCUCCCUGGCAUAUUUCCUGGUCGGAACACUUAUGUUCAUCACUCUCACUGGUGUACCGUAUGGGAAGCUUUGCUGGAAGUUGUCCCGCUUCUUCAUGUGGCCGUUCGGCAAGUCAAUCCACGAGAUUGGAAAUACACUGAGAAGAUGUUGUGAGCAAACACCAGACUGUGAGUGCAGCAUAGAUGGGUUGGAGGAAACCUCACCCAUCCUGCUGCCUUCACCCACAGAGGUGCCAGUAUCAGAGAUUCCCAGCCGACCUCAGUGCACUCCCUUCUGGCGUCGUUUCUCCACGUACGUAUGGCUGCUGCUGGGAUACCCUCCUCUGGUGGUCGUCCACUCCCUGGCCUGCUUCUUCUCCUGGGUCCUGAUCUUCACCAUCCCUGUUUCCAAGAUGAAUGCGCGGACCCUGGGUGUGAUUCUUCUCCUGCCUCCUGAGGAUGUUUCUGUUUCCUCCUGCUCCCACAGGAAGCAUCAAGCCUAUGAGACCAGAGCGCUUCUGUGCUGCUACCAUGCAGUUAAUUGGUACUACUACAAGUACACUGUCGAUGGGAUCAACGUGUUCGCUGUCAACCUCCUCCCUCUGGUUAUAGUUGCCAUAGUAAUUGGUUAUAUUGACAAGGAAAACCAGUACGCCAGCUCAGAUGUCAAAUUCGCCAUAGCAAUAUGCUCCAUCAUACCUCUGUCGUAUUACAUCGGCAUGGGCAUCGCCAGUAUCUCAGCCCAGAGUAACUUCGCCGUGGGUGCAGUUGUGAACGCCACGUUUGGCUCCAUUACCGAGUUGACCUUCUACAUCACAGCUCUGAUUAGAGGUCACCAGACAGCCAAACCUUGUCUGCAGGAGGUUGUUAAAUCGGCACUGACUGGCACGCUGCUUGGGUGCAUCCUCUUUAUUCCAGGCAUUUGCAUGAUAAUCGGAGGGCUGAGACACAGUGAACAAAGAUUCAACAGUCGCUCCACAGGCGUGAGCUCUGCCUUGCUUUUCAUCUCUGUAGGAGGUGUAUUUGCCCCCACGCUGUUCUCCAAGGCUUAUGGGAACCUGGUGUGUGAAGACUGCACCGUCUCCCCCGGACAAAACCCUCUGAGCAACAGCAGCAAACCGUUUGUCUGCCACAACUGCCACUACGAUCUGAACAAUGGUACACUGUUCCACAACCACGUUGAGCCAUUGGUGUUCACAGUGUCCAUCCUCCUGCCAGUUGCCUACAUCAUUGGUCUGAUAUUCACACUGAAGACUCACUCCCACAUCUACAACAUCCAUGUUGGAGAAGGACAGAUGACCGGCCACCAUGGGGCAGUGGUCCACUGGUCGCGGUGGAGGUCUCUGCUCAUCCUCAUCAUGGCCACCGUGCUCACGUCCGCCUGCGCUGAUCUUGCCACAGAGCACAUCCAGCCCAUACUAGACCAACCCAACAUCUCCCAGUACUUUAUUGGAGUGACAGUUCUCGCUAUGGUUCCCGAGAUCCCUGAGAUUGUUAAUGGGAUCCAGUUUGCUCUCCAAAACAACAUCAGUCUCAGCUUGGAGGUGGGAAGCUGCAUUGCUGUGCAGGUCUGCAUGCUACAGAUUCCGAUACUGGUCUUAUUUAAUGCUUUCUAUGAUGUAGGAUUUGUGCUGUUAUUCAGUGACCUGCACCUUUGGGCCAGCAUGUUCAGUGUGAUCGUAGUCAACUACAUCUUCAUGGACGGCAAGUCCGAUUAUUUUCAGGGUACGGCUCUUGUGGUCGUCUACCUCAUACUUCUGGCUCUCUAUUACUUUGCUCCAUUUCCAGCAGGUUGUUGAGAGGGGAUCCGUGGUUUUCACAAACUUUUAAUGCCCGAAAGAAACUGAACGUGCAAAUCCAAAACCACUCCAUGUUGUUUUUAUGACUCAAGGAUCACGUGGGACUAUUAAUGUUUUGUUUCUCAUGUUUUUAACUGCACAAAUAUUACUCCCACUACUGAAAAAAAACUUAAGCUAACAUACCUGCAUCCUGUACUUCUUUGUAAACUGAGGUGUAGGACAGAGAAGCAGUAUUUUUACAAUACAAAUGGAUAUGAUGUAAAGAAUCUGCACUAAUGGUAUUUUAAGGUACUGUUGUUAUACAUUUGUAUAUUUUUUAACUCCAAAAUGUAAAUAUGGUAUUUGACAGAGUUAAUGAUAUAACUUUCAUUUUUCAUUAAUUUACUUGAGGAUGACCAUGGAGCCAGUUCUCUGCUAAUGUGCUGAAAGCAUCAAUGAGUUCAAAGUGAUGAGAUCUAUGCAGCGUUUUCACUUUCACGAGAGCCAUGUGUGCAAAGAUAUCGUUAGUCAAUAAUACAGUUGAAAAUGUGGCUAUGCACAGUGUAAAACAAUGACAAUAUCUGGCAAUAUAAUAUUCUGAAAAACCAA
Messenger RNA from Scophthalmus maximus (turbot), 2928 nucleotides. RefSeq names its product putative cation exchanger C521.04c. The transcript is spliced from 20 exons. NCBI's taxonomy places the organism in Eukaryota, Metazoa, Chordata, Actinopteri, Pleuronectiformes, Scophthalmidae. Gene Ontology annotation, biological process: intracellular calcium ion homeostasis; calcium ion transmembrane transport. Gene Ontology annotation, molecular function: calcium:proton antiporter activity. The record is from RefSeq and is a predicted model, not a curated record. The coding region runs from base 88 to 2340 and encodes 750 amino acids. Gene Ontology annotation, cellular component: endomembrane system; membrane.